CUCUUCUUCCGAUUCCUCAAGCGGUUCUGCGAGUUCCGAGGAGGACGAGAAACCGAAAAAGCGAAAGAAAUCGUCGAACGAAAAAGACGAGAAGAAGAUGGUCUUGUCGCAACUCCCGCUCUAUCAAGAUGACUCGUUACCGUUCACCGAGUACUUGUCGCUCGCGCAGGAGAAGUACAAGCCGAGCCGUAUCCUGAAAGGGAUUGAAUCAAAAAUCCAGCAUACUACUACCCUGCGACAGUACUUAGCGGCGAAGAAGCGGAGGACAGUCCGCAAGGCGCAUAACAGUUCGAAGCGCCUCCGGCGCAUCAUCAAGAUCUUCCGGAACGAACUGCAAGACCCCGAUGCAGGUAUGGAGAAACUGGAAGAUUGCAAGCAGGACCAGAACCAAAACCCACAGGAGUGGUAUAAGAAGUUCUGCGAAGCUCUUGCUGAAUUGCCUGAGGACAAACUGCCGUUCUCGGAAGUCGUCCGCUACGCCGAACGGAACGCGCAAAAGAACGUCAGGGGCAUCAUCGUCCAGGACAAACCGAGAAACGCGACGCAGCUGGCGGCUGCGAUUGGCAAAGCGGAGAAGCUUUUCGG
Molecule: messenger RNA, 585 nt
Organism: Amoebophrya sp. A120
Lineage: Eukaryota; Dinophyceae; Syndiniales; Amoebophryaceae
Source: the annotation of a GenBank genome assembly